AUGGUAGCUUUUUGUGACAGUCAGCUGUUUUCAGAAGGACUUUUAAAAAAUAAAACAAAAUAUAUUAAUUUUAUAUCUCAGUUGGUUUCAAAAGGUAUUACGACACAUACAUAUACAGAUAGGGCAGAAUUAAUUAUUUCAUUAUUAUUAUUAUUAUUCAUUAUUAUUCCAGUAUUAGAGACAUUUGAGUACAAUAUUUUUUUUGUUAAGUGUGAAACUACACCUAAAACUAUUUGCAAGGCUAUGUUCAGAGAGUUUCCAUCUAUUAUAGAAAGAAGUAGUUGUUUAAAUGAAAAAUGCGAAAAGUUUCAAGAAACAUAUCAACCAAUCUACAUUAUAACAUACAACACUACAAAUGGCAUAAUUAGUGAUCUACAAGAAUUUAUUAAUAAUCAAUUUCAAAGUGAACAAACAGUGUUUAAUUAUACGAAUAAGAUGAAAAAAUCUCAAUGCAGCAGUCAAAGAAUGACAAGGUUUGAAGUAUCCCCAUUAUAUUUACUGAUAGAAAUUUUGUUUUGGAGUGGAGAAAACAUGGAACAAAGUAGUGAGGCUGCACCACAUGUACAAGUUAAAUUAAAAGAUAUUCCUGAAAAUUUACUCCAUAAAUCUACAACCUAUGUUUUAAGAGAGGUUUUAAAUUAUUAUAAAGGAAAAAGCCAGCUCAGAAAUUCAAUUGGUCAUUAUACUGCCUAUUAUAAAAGAGAAGAACGUAAUUGGGAACUGUAUGAUGACCUAAAAAAAAAACCAAAAGAUAUUUAAGAAAAUAUGGUGGUUGCAUGUGAAGAGUUGUUGUACACCAUAUAA
Molecule: messenger RNA, 804 nt
Organism: Sipha flava (yellow sugarcane aphid)
Lineage: Eukaryota; Metazoa; Arthropoda; Insecta; Hemiptera; Aphididae
Source: RefSeq, a predicted model, not a curated record